Molecule: messenger RNA, 1394 nt
Organism: Bursaphelenchus xylophilus (pine wood nematode)
Lineage: Eukaryota; Metazoa; Nematoda; Chromadorea; Rhabditida; Aphelenchoididae
Source: the annotation of a GenBank genome assembly
AUGUUUGGUAACGUAAACAUCAUUUGGGCGUCCGCUAGAACGGAGUAAGUGCGAUUAAACGGCCAGUAUCAACUCGAAAAUCCUGUUUUCCUUUAAAAAUUGUCUUUUUGCUGUUACAUUGUCUCCCAUAUAUUAUAGUUAAUAGGAAAACAUAGAAGAAGCUCUAUUUUUGUUUUAGACGACUACGCUCUACCUGCAAUAUAUUGAUUGCUGCGAUUGCGGUGUGCGACAUUUUGCAUCAAUCAAGCCAUUUUAUCAUGGGCUUUCUUCUUUACAGCGGCAAUGUGAAAAUAAAGCAGAAAACAUGUUUCUAUUUACAGUCGGUUCCGUCGUUUGCCUUCAGUCUCGGCGCAAUGCUUUUAUUUUUGACGUCAUUGGAGCGGCUGACAUGUAUUCUUAAGGCAGCCACGUGAGUAGAAUAUAACAUACAUGGUUCAACGCGGACAGAAAAUAACAAACCCCAUUUUCAGCUACCGGAAAAAUCCAGGCCUUGGCCACAUUGCCGCCAUAACGGCCCCUUGUUGUCUCCUUCCGAUCUACAUGAUCUACCAAAGCUACACGGAGAUGUUGGUUACCCCAGCUGAGCCCACCUUUUGCAUAAUAAUGAAUGCCAUAAAGGGAGACUCACUGUCUUUCUUAAUGGCCUACCAUAACCUCUUAAGUGUUAUGACCUUACUGACCUACUGUAUGAUUUGGAUUUUAAUCAAGCACCGAAAAUACAAAAAAUCUAAGCCGAUGUUGAAGUCUGUUUUCGUAGUCAGCGUCUGUGUCGUCGGCGGUUGGAUGCUUGCAAUGGGCAGUGGGAAUGUAUGGUUGACGACGAAGGACCAGAUUCCAGAUUCUUUGAAACUGUAUGGAGGUUUGCUCAUUAAUCUUAGCGUCUCUGCAAAUUAUGUAAUCUACUACUCAUUAAAGUAAGUUGUCAAAGCCCUUGAGCAAAAUUGUUGUACAAAUUUUGUAAGGCAGUGAAUCACAUUUGCCCAUAUACAAUUUUAGCUCCGAUUACCGAAAGGCGUUCCAAGAGCAGUUCUGCAUUCUCCGUUGUCAAUAUUUACCGUCGUCGUCGCGAACGUCAACGGCCUGGCUGUCUAUGAACGAUCCAAUCAGACUUACAGCAAGCUCACGUCAUUAAGGCCGUUUUAUGAAACCUAGCAACGUCAUUUUUCUAGCUUUUUUCAUCGGAGGGGUUCAUGGUCAUUUUAAAAAAUGUCCCUGUGCAUUCUAUGUUAUCUACUUCGCCACGAGGUAAGACUUUCAAAUUCAGUAAUCAUUUUUUUAUUUUAUUGUUCUGACGAUUGCUAGGGAGAAUAAAGAUGUAUAGUUCUUUGCUGGCUUCAUUAAUUUUUUUCAGCGAGAAUAUCCGCGAAGCAUUCAUCGAUCAGUUGCAAAUUUGA